CUAAUUCUGCGUUCUACUUUUCUAUAAUUCUAUGCUCAUUGCUAUUUCUCAUUCUUAAAAAUCAAUCAUGCAUGAACAGAUUCAUUCUACUUACUUUACUUCUUUUAUCAUCUCAACAUCAAUAUUUCAUCCACAAAUCCAUACCUAUAACUUCAUAGCUGAAAUUUGUUAUAUUUGUUAAAUGAGCCGAACCUGAGGUUUCACAUGUUCAAGUCAUUACAUACAUACAUGGGGGUAUAUCUAGUGAUCAUGAGAUAUAACAAGACUUAUUCUUGAGACGAUACAACUACACAUGAAGAAUGAUGAUUGCUAAGGAAGAACCAUCUGGCAGCGGUAAACAGACGUUAAACUUGAUGCCAGCAGUACAGGAAUUGCACAAACUCAACUCUCAGGACCUUUGUAGAUUAUUAAAGGAUGCUGGCAAUUUUUCUGUUCGCUACCGUACUGGAAAAGGAGUGCUGCUGGAGAUUGAUAUGGACAAGCUUGCAAGAUCUCUUCCAUUGCAUCUUACUACAAUACUAAUUUUUUCUAGUAGAGAUGACGUUGUGUUCAGAUAUGUGUCGUGUGGUAUUCGUCUGUUGCAUUCCUUGUGUGAUUUAUCCCCCCGCCUUCCUAAAUUUGAUCAGAUUUUUCUACAUGAUGUGAAAGUGGUGGAACAGAUGAUUGAUUUGGUUUUCUACAUGCUUAUUAUUCUUGGUACCUACAGACAGGUAUUCCAGGAAGAUCAUGCUUUUAAAUUCAAGUACCUUUCGCAUUCUGCACUCGUAGCAUGCAGCUUACAUCUAUUGACAGGGUUUAUAUCGACACAGUUUCAAGAUAUUGCCAAUGUUUUGCUUGCACACCCAAAGGUUGACUUAUUUAUGGAUGUAGCUUUUGGAUCUGUUCGUGUGGUUGUUAGGUGUCUUGAGAUUACAUUGAUAGCUUGCUACAAAGAUUCUGCCAUGGAAUCAAAUCUUUCGUCCGAACAAGUAGCUUACUUUCUCUGCCAGCAAUGUGAGGCUUCUCUACAGUUUAUUCAGUCAUUGUGCCAGCAGAAAUUGUUUAAGGAGCGCCUGCUCAAUAAUAAGGAACUAUGUGAAAAGGGAGGCAUUCUUUUCCUUGCUCAAUCUAUCUUGAAGUUAAACAUUCAAUCAUCUUUUCCAUCUAGGAUUGUGGCUGGAAUUUCAAGGCUGAAAUCCAAAAUACUAUCCAUUCUGCUGAGUUUGUGUGAAGCAGAAAACAUUUCUUAUCUUGAUCAAGUAGCCACCUCAGCACAAAGUUUAGAUUUGGCUAAGUCUGUUGCGUCGGAGGUUUUCAACUUGUUGAAGACUGCUUUUGGAAGAAAUCCCAGGCAUCUCACCACUACUGAUAGAAGAUACCCAAUUGGGCUUUUACAGCUUAAUGCAAUGCGUCUAGCUGACAUUUUCUCUGAUGAUACAUACUUUCGUUCUUACAUAACAGAUUAUUUUACUAAUGUUCUGACAGCAAUAAUAUCACUCUCCCAUGUGGAUUUUUUAUCCUCUUGGUGUUCGUCUGAUCUCUCAGAAACAGAGGAGGAUGCAAGUAUUGAAUAUGAUUUAUUUGCUACAGUUGGAUGGAUUUUGGAUAAUAGUUCGUCAAUGGAUAUACAAAAUCCAACAGUCUUGGAAUUGAAGAUGACGCGUAACAUCAUGCCUUCUACAUCUUAUGCACAUAACAGGACAUCAUUACUUGUCAAGGUUAUUGCAAACCUUCAAUGUUUUGUUCCCGACUGUUGUGAAGAAAAGGAGAGGAACCAUUUCAUUCAAAAGGUCCUGGAGUGCCUGCAAAUGGACCUAUCUAAUUUGCUGCCUGGGUUUUCUUUCGAAUCUGAUGCUCCUAAAGCUGCUACUGUUAGCAAGAACCUACGCUCUUUGUUAAGUCAUGCAGAGUCUUUGAUGCCAAACUUUUUAAACGAGGAGGAUGUCCAACUUCUAAGGGUAUUUUUUCGCGAAAUACAAACACAAUUUACUUCUUCUGGCUCUGAGGAAAAUCCUGUUCAAGUGGAUCAGAGUCUAGGGGUCCGCUCAUCGUUUCUACAAGUAAAAGAACCUGCUGAACUCGAUACAAAGGUUGGUAACUUGAAGGAGGGAAUGUCUGAGAAUUCUGCAUUUCCAAGCAUAGAUCAGCAUGUUGGAGGUAAAGGUGCGACUAAUAAGUCUGUGUUAAGAGGAACAAGAGAUAUGGACAAGGAUGCUCAGAACGCUGAAUCAAGUGGUUCAGAUACUAGUUCUGCAAAAGGAAAUAAUGUCCUUAAUAAUGCAAAUAACGGUGAGUCAAAAUCAAUGGAGCGUCUCAGCAAAGUUGUAGUUGAUGAAACUCUAGAGGAUCAAAAGGUUAAAUCUCUACAAAGAAGAAAACGAAAGAGAACUACAAUGAAUGAUAAAACGGCAGAAUUGAUGGAGAGUUCACUCUUGGAUGAGCCAGAUAUGCAGCAAAAUGAGCUAGAGAACGAAAAGGUUGGACCUCUACAAAAGAGAAAACGACGAACUAUAAUGAAUGAUAAAAUGGUGGAAUUGAUGGAGAGGGCGCUUUUGGAUGAACCAGAUAUGCAGCGAAAUGCAGCUUCACUUCAAUCAUGGGCUGAUAAAUUAAGUCAACAUGGUGAAGUUACCCCCUCUCAGCUUAAAAAUUGGUUAAACAACCGAAAAGCUAAGCUAGCCCGCACCAAGGAUGGUUCCGUGCCAGAUAAGCAAAAAGGGCCAGUAAGAGUGUCCUCUGACUCACCUGACAAUCUUGGUCUUCUAGAUAUUGUUCGUCAGCAUGCUGUGAUUGUAAACGUGCGAGGAGAGGAGAUAGGCAAAGGAAGGGUAGUUCAGGUGAAUGGCAAGUGGUAUGGGAAGAAAUUGGAGGAAUUAGGGGCCUAUGUUAUGGAUGUUUAUGAGCUACAUGCUGAUAAAGGGAUGAAGUUACCCUUCCCGUCAGAAGCUACUGGUACUACAUUUGCAGAGGCUGAAAAAAAGUUAGGUGCCAUGAGAGUGUUAUGGGAUUCGCGCAGAAUUCUUGUACUGCAGUCUGAAUGAGCUCAAAGGCUCAAUGAUGGCUGCCUGCUAGCUUCAAGGUAUUACAAAUACCAGCAGUUACCCCCAUACAAACAACUUUCGUGAAAUGUUAAAAAACAUUAACUUAAAAACAAAUUUAACUAUGAAAAAUUACAAAAAUUGGUUUAAUUAAUUGAAAAUUAGUUUGAUAAUGGUUUUUUGGGAAUUGGAUUCUUUGCGGUAAACUUACGCAUUAAUCAAUCCUGACCAUUGAUUUGACCAUUGAUUUGAGAUUAGACAGGUCAAAUUAUACACUUAGUAAAAUAAUGUUAAGCAAUCUCUGCCAUCAAUUUGAGAUCGGACAAUCAAGAUCUAUAAUUGCGUAGCAAGGAAAUCCAAAUCCGACUUACCAAUGUCCAAAGUAUUGCUCUAUGUGUAAAUUGAUUGAUUGAAGUUUGAUUAAAGCAACAUUUAAGAUAUACUUAGUUCAAACUGUGUACUAAUGCAUUUUCUGAAUAUUACAAUUUGAUAUAUGUAUUUUCUGAAUAUUUUUUUGAA
Messenger RNA from Trifolium pratense (red clover), 3536 nucleotides. Its product is annotated as nodulin homeobox-like. The transcript has 19 exons. Gene Ontology annotation, molecular function: single-stranded DNA binding. The record is from RefSeq and is a predicted model, not a curated record. Gene Ontology annotation, biological process: flower development. Bases 300 to 3020 code for a protein of 906 amino acids. NCBI's taxonomy places the organism in Eukaryota, Viridiplantae, Streptophyta, Magnoliopsida, Fabales, Fabaceae.